Penicillium salamii is the source of this 2616-nucleotide messenger RNA. NCBI's taxonomy places the organism in Eukaryota, Fungi, Ascomycota, Eurotiomycetes, Eurotiales, Aspergillaceae. The record is from the annotation of a GenBank genome assembly.
AUGGCUCAGGAACAAAACGCGCCAAAGCAAAAAUGGGGGAUGGGAUCGUUUUUCCAGCAGGCAGUAGCGGGUGUUGAGUCUCGGCUGGACAACAUCUUAAUGGACGAGAGUGGAAACCAGACCAGCACGACUGGAAAGCCUACAGAGAACGCAAAUGGAGACAAGCCAACGGUGAAGGCUCCAGCUGCAUCAAUGUCCCGCAGUUCGUCGAGCGCGAAAAGGAAUGAUCGACUCCAGGAACGUUUGGCCAGAGCCAUGGUCAAGCAAAAUGCCUCAAAUCUCUCCUCGAAUUCCCCGCAAAGCAGAGUAUCGUCCCCGCCUGCUAGCCCAGUGCCAAGUAUCGGAGCUCGGUCCAGUAUGGACAUCGAUUCCAGUGCCGCGUCCGUCACGAGUACGCAGGAAGACCAGAAAGGUUCAGCAACUGGAGGAGAUACUACAAAUACAAUAGAUUCUCCAAGGCCGAGCCACGAUUCCGCAGACAUAGCUCGUGUAUCCGCAGACAUUAGCGUGACGGAUUCUAUCCCCAGGGCCUCAGUCGAUGUGGCUCAACCGUCAACUGAAUCGGAGAAGGUUGACCAAGAAAUUCAGGAAAGUCAACGACACGAGGCAUUAAGUGCUAUUGCUUCAGGCGAUAGCCCACGAGUUAGUGUUGAUGCUCCAUCCAACACGACGGACAACCCAAACCCGGAAAUCGCUCGUAUGCAAGCGGACCACCAAGCAGCUGAAUCCCAAUGGCAAGAAGAACUACAUGGCUACGUUGAGCGCAUAGACGCACUGCAGUCGAAGCUCAAAUAUUUAGCAAAGGAUGCUGCAGAGUCGGCCAAGAGUGCGGCAGCGAGUGCCACGCCAGGCAGCACAAAAAAGCAACUUCUUGAGAAAGACGAGAAGAUUGCUCUACUGCUUGAAGAGGGCCAGAAACUUUCGAAGUCAGAGAUGGACCAUCGGACUGUAAUAAAAAAGCUGCGCCAGCAACUGAUUGAGAACACAAAGUCGCAGACUGAAAUGAAAAAGAAGACCGAGAAGCUGGAACGAGAUUUGGCCAACUCUGAGACGAGAGCCAAACGGGCAGAGGCAGCCGAAAAACGGACAAACGAGUCCCUCUCGUCUCAAACCAAAUCGACGAAAGACUUCGAAGCUGUCACAAAUGAACGCAACGCCCUCAGUCAAACUGUCCAAGAAAUGAAGUCGCAACUGAGUCGUGCAGUAUCUCGCGCCGAAGCUGCGGAAAGCAAGGCAAGCUCUGAUGCACUGGACCAGGAGAAGCAAAGAGCCGAAGAGCUAGAGGAGGAGCUCUCAAAUCUGAAGAUUGAACUCGACAUCAGCAACGAAAAGUCACAGAGAGAGAUCGCCGAUCUGCAGGAAAAUGUGAAACAGGAGAAGGAAAAAGCCCAAAAGCUUGAAGCUGAGUUGAAGAGCGAACAGUCUGUCCUAGAAAGCAAGAUGGAAAGUCUUCGGGCCCGUGCUGAAGAAGCUUCAUCGGGGACUACAGGAGAAACCCAAGCCAAGCUUCUGCGCCAGAUCGAAACUCUCCAGACCCAGUAUGCUGCUGCUAGUGAAAACUGGCAUACUCUUGAAGGCUCUUUGCUUUCACGCUUGGCCAAUGUAGAGAAGGAGCGUGACGAUACCAGUCGGAGGGAGAGUGAUCUGCGCAAGAAAAUCCGAGAGAUGAACACCAAGCUGAAGAAUUUCGAGGAGAAUCUAGACAACGCAAAAGAGACCGAGCACGACCUGAACGGCAAACUAGAGGAGCGCAUGCAAGAGUUGGAGAAGCUACAGCAAAAACUUACCAAGGCGGCGGAAGAUCUCGCUUCUACGCAAAAGGAGAUGACCGAGCAGAAAAAGACCUCUGACACUACAUGGUCGCAGAAGCUAGAGGACGAGCGGGCCAAAUGGAGAGACCAGAUACAGACGAAUUCUCCAUCGCAGACGCGUGGAGUAUCCCCUGUCGCGUCUACUCGGCGGUCCAGCACCCUUGAUGCCCUGGCCCCUGGGCUCUCGGAUUUCCGUCCUCCCAGCCGACGCUCAUCCGGGAUGCCGUUUGCUUCACCGGAGAUUGGUACGCCGCCCCGACAAAACUCCUACCCUGCUUCGAUCAACCAAGCAACACUUUCUCCUCCGCCUCUCAAUACCAACCCAUCAAUGAUCGGAGCACCCUCCAUCAGCUUUGAGCCCGAUGAAUACUUCGGUGAUUCGGGCACCCCUGCCACUCCUUCGGCUUACGGUGGUACUCAGGCACCUCCGCGUGGCAUCAACGACAUUAUCUCGGAAAAUACCGUUGGCGCCGGUCCCUCCGUGCAGCUCGUCGAGCGCAUGAGUGCGUCCGUGCGUCGCCUGGAGAGCGAGCGGGCCGGCACCAAGGAUGAGCUGGCACGUGUGACGACUCAGCGCGACGAGGCUCGUCAGCAAGUUGUGGACUUGAUGCGUGAACUUGAGGAAAAGCAGCUCUCUGCUUCUCGUGUAGAAGAACUCCAAGCUGAGCUAGACGACCUCGACCAGCGGUAUCAGACGACCCUUGAGAUGUUGGGCGAGAAGAGCGAGCAAGUGGACGAGCUGAAUGCUGACAUCGCCGAUCUCAAGAAAAUCUAUCGGGAGCUGGUUGAUAGUACGAUGAAAUAA